CAUGUCGAGCACUCGCAGCCGCCGCACGGUGGCCGCCGCCCCCGCCCGGUACACCGACGGCUUCAGCGACGACUCGUCGGCAUCCGCCAGCGAGAUGUCCGACAGCAGUGACACCGACUACGUGGCCAGCCCGGCGCCGGCGGCCGGCCGCCGCCGCGGUCGCCGCCAGAUCAACGACAGCGACAGCGAGGCGGCCCACACCGCCAGCGACUCCGACUCGGACUUCGUCGUGGAUGACGACGAGCCGGAGGCCCCCCGGCGCCCGGCCAAGAAGACCAAGGCCGUCGACGGGGCGGCCAAGGCGGCGGCCCCGGCGCGCCCGCGUGGCCGGCCGCCCGGCGCCGCCGCCGCCGCCCGCAAGGCCGCCGGCGAGCAGACCGCCGAGCAGGCCACGGCUCCGGUGUCUCCGGCGGCCGGGACCUCGGCGCCGAAGGCCCGUGCGGCUCCUCGGGGCCGGCGCGCCGGCGAGGACGAGCCCGCCCCUCUGGACUCGCACGCGCCCAUCCCCACUCCCACCGAUCUGGAUGAUUACAUGGAGGAGGAGAUCCUGCCGGAGGACCUGGACGGGGACGAUGCCUCGACCCGGUACCAGAAGAUGUCGCACUUGGAUCAUGUCCUGCACCGGCCGGAUUCCUACAUCGGCUCGGUGCUGACCGUGCAGCAGCCCAUGUGGGUGGCCGGUGAUGACCUGCGCCUGGAGAACCGCAUUGUCAGCUUCGUGCCGGGUCUGUACAAGAUCUUCGAUGAGAUCCUGGUCAAUGCGGCCGACAACAAGGUCCGCGACCCGCGCAUGGACAAGCUCCAGGUCAACAUCGACGCCAAGGAGGGCCUGAUCACGGUCUACAACAACGGUGCCGGUGUGCCGGUGGAGAUCCACAAGACCGAGCAGGUCUACAUCCCGGAGAUGGUCUUCGGCCACCUGCUCACCGGGUCCAACUUCGAUGACAACGAGAAGAAGACCACCGGCGGGCGUAACGGCUACGGCGCCAAGCUGGCCAACAUCUUCUCGCGGGAGUUCAUCAUCGAGACGUGCGACCGCGAGCGUCAGCUCAUGUACACCCAGCGCUUCACGCACAACAUGCGCACCAAGCACGAGCCGGUCAUCCGCAAGUCCCCCACCAAGACCAGCGAGUACACCAAGGUCACCUUCCGGCCGGACCUCCGCCGCUUCGGCAUGACCCACUUCGACGAGGACACCGUGGCCCUGCUGCGCAAGCGUGUCAUCGACAUGGCCGGCAUCCUGCGCGGGGUCAAGGUCUACCUGGACUCGACUCGCAUCCACAUCAAGUCCUUCAAGGACUAUGUGGACAUGUACCUGAACCCCAAGCCGGUGGAGGACCCCGCCACGGCCGGGGCCGCCACCGACGCCAUCGAGGUCAAGGGCCCGUUCGAUGCCCCGCCGCCGGUGUUCCACGAGAUUAUCAACGAUCGGUGGGAGAUUUGCGUGGCCCCCUCGCCGGAUGGGCAGUUCCACCAGGUGACCUUCGUCAAUGCCAUCUGCACGUACAAGGGCGGCACCCAUGUCAACUACAUCGCCGAGCAGGUGACCGAGGCCAUCAACCAGGUGGUCUCUCGCAAGAACAAGGAGAAGGCCAUCCGGCCCUUCCAGAUCCGCGCGCACCUGUGGGUGUUCGUCAACUGCCUGAUCGAGAACCCGACCUUCGACUCGCAGACCAAGGAGAACAUGACCACCCGCGCGUCGCAGUUCGGCAGCACGGCCCCCAUCUCCGCGCGCAUGUUGGGACGCAUCACCAAGUCCGUCAUCGUGGACAAUGUCCUUGAUCAGCACCUCCGUCGGCAGACCACCGCCCUGCGCAAGACCGACGGCUCGAAGAGCUCGCGCCUGGUGGGCAUCCCCAAGCUGGACGACGCCAACCAGGCCGGCACGCGCAAUUCCCACAAGUGCACCCUCAUCCUGACGGAGGGUGACUCGGCCAAGGCCCUGGCCGUGUCCGGCCUGGUCGUCGUCGGCCGCGACUACUACGGUGUCUUCCCCCUGCGAGGCAAGCUCCUCAACGUCCGCGAGGCCAGCAUGAAGCAGGUCAUGGACAACGAGGAGAUCACCCAGCUGAAGAAGAUCAUCGGGCUUCAGCAGGGCCGCGACUACACCUCGGUGGACUCGCUGCGCUAUGGCCACAUCAUGAUCAUGACCGAUCAGGACCACGAUGGGUCCCACAUCAAGGGGCUGAUCAUCAACUUCCUGGACCACUUCUUCCCCUCGCUGCUGCGCAUCCCCGGGUUCCUGCUGGAGUUCAUCACGCCCAUCCUCAAGGCCACUCGCGGCCGGGAGAGCAAGAUGUUCUUCACCAUCCCGGAGUAUGAGCGCUGGCGCGCGGAGGUCGGCAACGCCCGCGGCUGGACCAUCAAGUACUACAAGGGUCUGGGUACCUCCUCGGCCAGUGAGGCCAAGGAGUACUUCUCGGCGCUGGACCUCCACCGGAAGCGCUUCAUGCCGUGCGAGGCCGAGGAGCGCAACCUCAUCGACAUGGCCUUCAACAAGCGCCGCGCCGAUGAGCGCAAGGAUUGGCUGGCCCGCUGCGAGGAGGGCACCUUCCUGGACCACUCGGCGUCGGACAUUUCCAUCACCGACUUCGUCAACAAGGAGCUGGUGCUCUUCUCGCUGGCGGACAAUGUCCGGUCCAUUCCCUCGAUUGUGGAUGGGCUGAAGCCCGGCCACCGGAAGAUUCUCUUCUGCUGCUUCAAGCGCAAUCUCCGCCGCGAGGUGAAGGUGGCCCAGCUGGUGGGCUAUGUGUCGGAGCAUUCGGCCUACCUGCACGGCGAGGCUUCCCUUUCCAUGACCAUCAUCGGCAUGGCCCAGGACUAUGUCGGGUCCAACAAUGUCAAUCUGCUGGAGCCGCGCGGCAUGUUCGGUACCCGUCUGAAUGGCGGGAAGGAUGCCGCCUCGCCGCGUUACAUUUUCACCGUGCUGGCCCCGGCCGCGCGGCUGAUCUUCCACGAGGCCGAUGACGCCCUGCUGCACUACCUGGAGGAUGAUGGCACUCGCAUUGAGCCUCGCUGGUAUGUGCCGGUCCUGCCCAUGGUCCUGGUCAAUGGGUCGGAGGGCAUCGGCACCGGGUGGUCCUCCUCCGUGCCGAACUUCAAUCCCCUGGACAUCAUCGACAAUCUGGAGCGCAUGAUGCGCCGGGAGGACCCGGUGGAAAUGCACCCCUGGUACCGGGGCUUCUCCGGGACCAUCGAAAAGUUCCAGCCCGACCGGUACCGGGUGUCCGGCCGGGUGACGCGGCUGGACGCGACGACGGUGGAAAUUUCCGAACUCCCCGUCGGCACCUGGACCACUCCGUACAAGGAAAUGCUGGAGGGCCUCAUGCAGGACACCCUCACCGAGAAGGAGACCGCUUCCGGGGCCACGCGCAAGUCCGGCAGCCCGGCCCUGGUGAAGGAAAUCCGCGAGCACCACUCCAACACCACGGUCCUCUUCCAUGUGGUCUUGACCGAGGCCGGGGCCGCCCUGUCGGACGAGGAGUUCUCCAAGCGCUUUAAGUUGACCUCCACCAUUUCCCUGUCGAACAUGGUUCUCUUCGAUGCGCAGGGCCGCCUGCGCCGGUAUGACAGCCCGCUGGCCAUCCUGGAGGAGUUCUACCACUUGCGUUUGCAGUAUUACGUCCUGCGCAAGGAGGACCUCCUGCGCCACCUGAUGCACGAGCAGUCGGUCCUCAGCAACAAGGCGCGCUUCAUCAAGAUGGUCAUCAGUGGCGAGCUGCGCCUGGCCAAUCGCCCGAUCCUGGACAUCAUCGCCGAGUUGUACCGGCUGAAGUUCGACCCGAUGCCGCGUGGCGUCGGGACCGCCGGCGCCAAGUCUCGGAUUCCCGAUGCCGCGGCCGACGGCGCCGCCGCCAGCAGCGGCAUCACCGUGGCCGGGGUCGACGGCCCGGAGGAGGAGACCCAGGAGGAGAUCGAUGCCCGGAAUGCCAGCCAGGCCCUCGGCACCAAUCCCAACCUGACCUUCGACUAUCUGCUGAACAUGUCCAUGCGGUCCAUGACCAAGGAGCGCGCCGAGGAGCUGAUUCGCCAGCGCGAGCAGAAGACCCUCGAGGUGGAUUCGCUGGCCGCGCGCGACCCGACCGACCUGUGGCGCGAUGAUCUGACUGCCCUGCGGGCGGAGAUCCUUCGCCUGGAGGCCGCCCGCGAGGCCGAGCAUGUGGACCUGCUUGAGCGCCAGCGCCUGGCCCUGGUCAGUGGCAAUGCCGCCACCAGCAAGGCCCCUGCUCGGCGUGGCCGCCCGGCCGCCGCCGCCACCGGUGCCCCUCGCCGCCGCGUCAAGAAGGAGGACUAAGCAGCCGGUGCGCGCAGUGAGUCGUGGCGGGCGGGCGGGCGGGCGGGCAGGCGGGCAGGGCGUGCGCGUGCCCGGUUGAGCGGAGGCGAGACAGCCACCCGAUUCCCCGGGGGGAGAGGGGGCCGCGGGGGGCGAGGACAGCCGGCCAUACGGAAGACGACUGCGGUGUGUCGGUGUGUAUGCCACGUGCUUCCUCCCUCCCUCUCUCCCCCCCCCCCUCUC
Messenger RNA from Fonticula alba, 4516 nucleotides. Its product is annotated as DNA topoisomerase II. Gene Ontology annotation, biological process: sister chromatid segregation; resolution of meiotic recombination intermediates; DNA topological change. Gene Ontology annotation, molecular function: DNA binding; ATP binding; DNA topoisomerase type II (double strand cut, ATP-hydrolyzing) activity. NCBI's taxonomy places the organism in Eukaryota, Rotosphaerida, Fonticulaceae. Gene Ontology annotation, cellular component: nucleus. The annotation marks the transcript as partial. The record is from RefSeq and is a predicted model, not a curated record. The transcript is spliced from 5 exons.